GUUCACUCAUUUGACCGAAACUCCACUUUCCUCCCUUUGUCUAUAUAAACCUUUCCAUCCCCUUCUCUCUCCUCAUCCAGCUUUUCUUUGCUUCCAUCUCUCUCAGUUUUCUUUCUUUCUUUCUUUUCUUUGUUUAUUUAUUUUUCUUGCUCUCAAAUGGCAGAAACACCAUCAAAGCGCCAAAGGAGUAAUGAAACUUAUGCAGAGGAUGUCGAAGAAAGUAAGAGACAUAAAUCUUACAACCAAAUACUCUCCCUUCUUGAAGAAGAAGAAGAAGAGCCAACCCAAGACAUCUCUUCUCUCAUAACUACACUUCAGCAAGAACUCGACGACCCUCUUUCUUGUCCAUCGACAGAAACUGGCAGAGAGAGCCCUUUUGCUACAAUCACGUCCGCCAUUGAAGACUACCCAUCUUCCUCUUCAUCAUCAUCUUCUUCUUCUUCUUCCAUGUUAUUGAAGGAAGACGAGGAAGAUGAUAAAGAUAGGGUUAUAAGACAUCUUCUUGAAGCCUCUGAUGAUGAACUUGGGAUUCCAAAUACAGAAACUGGUUCUGGUUUCGAUGAUGGCUAUGAAGGUUUUGUUAGUAGUGCAAACGGGUUUAGUGGAGUAGAUGGAUUCUCUCUUUGUGAUGGCUUAUGGGAGAUUGAAGAUGCUAAUGCUAACUACUAUGCCCUGUUGCAAUCUGAACUAUUCAUGUAGCUAUAAUCUUUAAAAACAAAAAAAAAGGAAAAAGAAAAGGAAAGAAAAAGGGAUUAGGGGGUGUAGAUGGAAAAGAAACGAAAUGAUAGAGGUUCAAAAGAUGAAAAAAGAAAAGAAUUCGUGGGAUCAAAAUAUAAAAUGGAGAAUAUUUUUGGAUUUUCAUUUUAGUCCCCUCUUCUUUUUUCUCUUUUUGUAAAAUAGUAUUAGUGCCUUCUCCCCCUCUCUUCUUUCUAAAAGAUUAAAAAUGUAGAACAAGAAAAUAGAAAGAUCUCACCAAAAAUUCUUUUUA
Messenger RNA from Ricinus communis (castor bean), 988 nucleotides. RefSeq lists its product as uncharacterized. The coding region runs from base 157 to 699 and encodes 180 amino acids. The transcript has a single exon. The record is from RefSeq and is a predicted model, not a curated record. NCBI's taxonomy places the organism in Eukaryota, Viridiplantae, Streptophyta, Magnoliopsida, Malpighiales, Euphorbiaceae.